Cyprinodon variegatus (sheepshead minnow) is the source of this 5462-nucleotide messenger RNA. It is a transcript of the gene slc44a1b, whose product is annotated as choline transporter-like protein 1. Lineage: Eukaryota; Metazoa; Chordata; Actinopteri; Cyprinodontiformes; Cyprinodontidae. The record is from RefSeq and is a predicted model, not a curated record. The coding region runs from base 602 to 2908 and encodes 768 amino acids. The transcript is spliced from 15 exons. Gene Ontology annotation, biological process: transmembrane transport. Gene Ontology annotation, molecular function: transmembrane transporter activity. Gene Ontology annotation, cellular component: membrane.
CCCCAUCUAGCUCCGCCCCUGCUGGUCUCCUUUUGUUCUCCAGAUGGACCAGAUCACAGUUCUUGUUGCUCCUUUGCAGGCUUUACUUAUACUAUGCUUUGGGGGCAGCUGGUAAAUGAUUAAGAGCUGAGGAAAUAUGGUGGGGGUGGAUUCUCUUGUUUCAGAUGGGAAGCUUUGAUCCGCACAGAGAGACAAGCACAGGUCGCUCUGGACUCCAAAUAAAUAACGGGUCCUAAUUCCGCUAUCAGGGAAAUAGCGCCGGCUCGUCCAUUGGCAUCCAUUCAGCGGUCAUAGCAGGUACUGCAGCUGCAGCUCCGCUCCCUCACUGCGCAUGCGCAAUGAGAUGAAUGGCCGCUGCACCUGUCAGUCCACCAGGAAGUGAGGGGGACAAAUCCUCGGCCGUUAAUCCGUCCUCGGUUCGGUCAUCUUUCCACCGUGGCAUGCUGAGUAGACCGGAGCGAUCCGUUUAACCGUCCGGAUCCAGCCUCCGGGGCUGCCCGCCUCCUCACCCCCCCGCCUGCAGAGCCUCAGACCCCCGCUGCUGCCGAGCUGAGGCUCCGUGAAGCUCCGUGAAGCUCCGGGCGCGUCCAUCCUGACUGCAAUGGGAUGCUGCGGGAGCGCGGAGCGGACAAAGAGAGAAUGGAGACCGCUGGAGGACCGGAGCUGCACCGACCUGCCCUGGUUCCUGCUCUUCACCCUAUUCUGCGUUGGCAUGGGCAGCAUCUGUGGGUUCACUGUCGUCACCGGUGGCGCCGCACGCCUCGUCUUUGGUUACGACAGCUACGGUAACACCUGCGGCCGGCGCAAUGAGAGGAUCGAAGGCGUAAAGCUAAGCGGGCUGGACCACACCGACAGGAAGUUUGUGUUCUUCCUGGAUCCCUGCAACAUCGAUCUGGUUCAGAGGAAAAUCAAGUCCAUGGCUCUGUGCGUGUCUCUGUGUCCCACUGAGGAGCUGAAGACCUACCAGGAUCUGAGGAGGUUCGCCAUGAUAAACGGCUCUGAGCUCUGCUCCUACGAAUUGCCAGCCCACGAUUACCCGGCUCAAACUGAACGGUUCUCCAGGUGUCCAAAACUUCCCGUCCCUCGCAGUAAGCCGCUGCCGGUAUUUAACCGCUGCACGCCGGUGGACGUCUCCUGCUACGCCAAGUUCGCUGAGGCUGUGGUGACAUUCGUGGGGGACAGCAGCGUCCUGCACCGACUCAUCGCCGGCGUUGCAGCCAGCAAGGAGAUCAUCAUUGGACUCUGUGUUCUUGCUUUAGCUCUCUCCAUGAUCCUCAUGGUGAUCAUCCGGUACAUAUCCGCUGUCCUGGUCUGGAUCCUCACCUCGCUGGUGGUCCUGGGAUCCCUGGCGGGGACAAGUGUCCUCUGGUGGCUAUACAUCGAUUACCGGCUGUAUGGGAACGACACGUCCUCCAAGGUGCUGAAGGAUCUGAAGGAGGAACCGAAGGAGGAGCUGAGAGACAGUGGUCAGGCACUGCUCGUAUACGCCGCCUCAGCCACCGUCUUCACCAUCAUCCUCCUGCUGCUGAUGCUCUUCAUGAGGAAACGAGUGGCGCUCACCAUCGCACUGUUCCACGUCGCGGGAAAGGUCUUCAUCCACCUCCCUCUGCUCACCCUACAGCCCUUCGUCACCUUUCUCGCCCUCCUGCUCUUUUGGAUCUACUGGAUCCUGGUGCUGCUCUUCCUGGGAACCACAGGGAACCCGGAGCAGAACGAGGAGACGGGGCUGACAGAGUUCAGGCUGACGGGCUCCCUGCAGUACCUCACCUGGUACCACGCUGUGGGUCUGGUCUGGAUCAGUGAGUUCAUCCUAGCCUGUCAGCAGAUGACUGUGGCCGGCGCCGUGGUCACCUACUAUUUCACAAGGGAUAAAAACCGGCUCCCAGUGACCCCGAUCCUAUCCUCGGUUCUGAGGCUGGUCCGGUACCACCUGGGUACUGUUGCUAAGGGAUCCUUCAUCAUAACACUGGUCAAGAUCCCCCGACUCAUCCUCAUGUACAUCCAUAAUCAGCUGAAAGGACGGGAGAACGUGUGCGCUCGCUGUCUGCUGAAAUCCUGCAUCUGCUGCCUGUGGUGUUUGGAGAAGUGCCUCAACUAUCUCAACCAGAAUGCAUAUGCAGCCACAGCCAUCAACAGCACAAGUUUCUGCACGUCUGCACGUGACGCCUUUGUCAUCCUGGUGGAAAACGCUCUCCGAGUCGCCACAAUCAAUGCGGUCGGAGACUUUGUGCUGUUCUUGGGGAAGGUGCUGAUCAUGACGUGCACUGCAUUCGCGGGCGUCCUGCUACUGAACUAUCAGCGGGACUACGCCGAGUGGCUGCUGCCGCUCAUCAUAGUCUGUCUGUUCUCCUUCCUGGUGGCUCACUGCUUCCUGUCUAUCUUCGAGAUUGUGGUGGAUGUCCUCUUCCUGUGCUUCGCCAUCGACACAAAAUACAACGACGGCACUCCGGGGAAGGAGUUCUUCAUGGAUAAAGCUCUGAUGGAGUUCGUGGAGAGCAGUCGGCGAUUGGAGCGUUCAGGGGGACGUGGGCGGAGCCGGGUGAAAGAGGCGCCUUCGGAGGGGGCGGAGAUGAAGCCCAUGGUGAGUGAAUGCAGUGCUGGAGGGGGCGUGGCCAGGCGGCAAAGCUUGUCAGGGGUGGGGACAGGGCCACAGUGGGCCGAGGGCGGGGAGUGGGAGGAGCUUCAGGAGUUCCAGGUGUACUACCUGCUGGUGGGGGUGCUGGUGGACUGGGUUCUCACAGAGCAGAGCGACUUUGUCCUCUGCCUCAGCGAGGAUGUGGUUCUAUUCCUCUGCGUCUGCCUGCCCACCUCCACCCUCUUCCUGUUUGUCAGCCUGCUGCACACGCCAAGCCCCGCCCCCUUCGCCAAGUCUGCCUCUAAAUCAGCCGCCAUCACCUCCACGUGCUAACACCAGACUAACUGAUGAACUGUUGGCUGGAAGAACACUAAUGCAUGCCCCAUCAUCACCAUCACCAUCAUCAUGCGAGCUGCUUGUUCUUUCCGGAACCAAAAUCAGACUUUAUGUUUCAUUAUAAUUUUUUUUUUGGUUUUUACUUUUGUACUUUUUUAAUGGAGAAUAUUUUUAUAAAGAACUUCCAGCAGCUCUGUGUGCGAGUCUCUGUGUUCACCUUGUUUUUUGUCACCAUGUUGCUUUAAAACCAACCAGGACCCAGCAGAUAGCAGCAGCUAAAAGCUGCAGAAAUCCUUCAGUCAUUCUCUCUAGCAGGAAACAACAAGACCUUUCUCACCUGAUGCUUUGGUCGCCAGAUAAUUGGAGUCCUUUUCUUUGCAUUUGGGCAUCAAACAGUUGGUACUGUUCCAUCCUUUACAAAUAAUCUGGACCAUAGUCUGAGUCAGACUCAGGUAGGAAUUUUGCCUUCAUCAAAGGCAGAGGUUUUCCAUCAUAGUUAAUAGUGCAGUUAUUAUUAUUUCAAGAGAAAAUACCAUGAAAAUUAUAAAAAUGUAUGAAACAUUGUAGAGACAGAGUAUUUGGACACAUGACAGUUUGCAGCACAAUCAUUUAAAAUAUAGAUACUGAUCACUGAUCUCUAUUUAUUCCUGGAUUGCUGAUAGACCGAAAUAAACGGAAGUCACCUGCCGCCAUCUUGGUACUCCCUACUUUCACGGCUUCACAACAUAAAAAUGCCUGUAAUGUAUUUACCAUAGCAAUGUAAUCAAUACAUGUAUACAGUGGUUGAGUUGUUAAAAAAAAGAAGGGGGAUGGUGGAAUUUUUUUUGGAUGCAUACAUUGCCUAAUAAAUAUAGUCUGUUAACCUAAAGCAAUAUGCAUUGUAUGGUUGGUUGUUACAUGUCAGGUACGCCGGUCAUUGACCAUCAUCAAGGCACCUUAAAAUAGAACUGCAGUCAGGUAUUCUUAAUAUCCGACUAAAGUAUUAUUAUGCUCCAUUAACAAUCAAAUUUUUUUUAUAGAUUUGUAUAAUAUGUUAUAUUACAUGUCUUAUAGACUUCAUGGACUUCAUAAUGACUAUGCAAUGUGAUGUGCCUAUUUUUUGCCAUAAAUUGCAGUGGUCUACAGAUACUAUGACACAGCAAGUGUGUUUCACAGUAAUGAAUUUGUCUUUAUUUUAAAAGUCUUAAUUUCCCCCUAAAAAUGAGAACAUUAUCAUUCGUUGCUGUAGCGCAUCUAUUGUUUACAUUCUGACUGGUCUAACUAGGCAGUACCAAUAUGGCGGCUGGUGACUUCACAGCACCGUGUACUGCCAAUGGCCUAUCAGCAAUCCAGUUAAUAAAUCCAGUUAAUAAAUAGAGAUCAGUGGUUCAGAUUAAUUGAACUAAUUGUCUGACAAGAGGACAGAAGACCGAUCAGAAGAGACCCAUACCUGCUGCCAGAACAAUGAACUGAGUACAGUUACUGAAAGGCCUGGUUGAGGUAACAAAGGAUUCCCAAAACAGAUGAACUUUUGUAAGAGAGAGACCCAUAGGUAGUCACCCAGAUAUUACAGCAGAUAAGGAAAACCUACCAGGCAGGAAAAGGAAGGAGACUCCCCUAGAGUCUUCUUAAAGUUUCUACCUUUUUUUUUAAUCUGAGCUGCGGCUCAAAAGCAAAGGUGACCUUUAACCACUUUGAAGCUAGAAGUCUGGAUUAACUGAUGAAGGUAACGACCAUUGCCUUAAAUCUUAAUCCCAACCAGAUUCUGGUCUGCAGAAACUACUUCAAGGUGUUCGAUUUUGUUUUAUUUAAUUACGGCCAGAAGCAUGUUAUCUGCUGGGUCCUCUGAGGAAUCAUUUUGAACUUUCUGAGAAGAGUCAUCAACCCAAUACAAAAAUUAAACGAAACAAACCCUUUGAUGCUUAAAACCUCUGAACAGUAACCAGUGUUUCUAUGACCAGAGUGAUGUUUAAGCAUGUUAAUGUCUCCUAUCAGUUGGACUCUAAGGGGCGUGGCUUACAGAUCGUCUCUGAUUGGCUAAACACUUGUUCAUCUGUUUUAUUCACAAAGUUUGAGUUUCUCUGUUGGUUUGUUUUAGAGCUGAACUCUUGUAGGAAGAUCCAUCCUCUUUAUACAACAACAGAAAAAAAACCUCUGGAUGAUUCAGGAAAUUUUCCAGAUUUAUGAAUCCCAAAAUAUACCAGAAACAUUUUGAUAAUAAGCUCUGCUCUCUAACCAAACUCUGUCCAACUGAUUGUGUAAUUUGCUGGUUGACGACUUUUGUUACAUAUUAGUGUCAUACCGUUGAAUUUAACAAAGUAGUCAAAGGCUUUAAUAAUUAGUGGGUUUAUUAGCCAACUUACACACUGAAAGAUGACCCAUCUAAACAGUUUUAAUGCAGCUGGUUAACCAGUAUGCGUUAACAGGAUUCUUAACAGGAUCAUUAAUAACCUUAACAUGCUGCUCAGCUGUAUUCCUAACAAGCUGGUUAAUGGGAUUGAUAACCAGCUGGUUAACGAGUCAUGUAAUUUGCUGUGCUGAGCAAAGGAUUUUAACCAUUUCCACGUUUACG